This is a messenger RNA of Hypanus sabinus (Atlantic stingray), 14856 nucleotides long. Its product is annotated as centromere protein F-like. Bases 135 to 5300 code for a protein of 1721 amino acids. Gene Ontology annotation, biological process: mitotic cell cycle; regulation of G2/M transition of mitotic cell cycle; metaphase chromosome alignment. Gene Ontology annotation, cellular component: spindle pole; chromosome, centromeric region; nucleus. The record is from RefSeq and is a predicted model, not a curated record. The transcript has 15 exons. NCBI's taxonomy places the organism in Eukaryota, Metazoa, Chordata, Chondrichthyes, Myliobatiformes, Dasyatidae. Gene Ontology annotation, molecular function: dynein complex binding; microtubule binding.
UGCGAUUCCAGGCGGAGAAAGCUCAGAGAGAAAAUGGGACGGAGUUGUUCAGUCGCGCAAUUGAUUAAAACAAUCGUAAAGGAAACAUAAGCCAUUUCUUCGGUCUGGUUAUCUGUCGACGUCUUCCUGCUGUCAUGAGUUGGGCAUUAGAGGAAUGGAAAUCUGGAUUACCCAGCCGGGUCGUGCAGAAGAUAGCAGAGUACGAGAACCAACUGGAGAAAUUCAAGAAGGAACGGCAACAGAAGCAGCUGCAGCUGGAUAGUUUAGAGGUUGCAUUUCAAAAAGAAAAUAAAAAGCUUGAAGAUGAGAAGAAUGAAAAUGCAUCGCUGAAGAGAGAGACGCAAAGUCUGAAGGAGGCGUGCACCAACCUGGAGAAGGCACAGCAGAGGUUCUGUCACGAAAUUCAGGUGAAGGAGGCUCUUGUGUGCAGUCUGGAGGGCCAACUGGUGGCAGCCAGGAGGCAGAUUGAUGAGCAGGAGCAAGAAAUAAAAAGGCUGGAAGCAGAGCUUGAGCGAAGCCAAAGGGCCUCAGCAGGAACAGAACAUCACCUCCUCCCCACUCCGACUAAGAACUUUCCUGGGUGUACCGCGCUCAGCGGGGCCGGCGAGGAUCCGAAGUGGGUUGAACUGCAAGAAAAAUACUGCCGGGAGGUGGAGGAGAAGAAACGGCUGAGUUCUGAAGUGAAAGCAUUGAAGCUGCAGGUUCAACAGUUGCAAUUCAGCAGCAACAAGAGCCAUCGCGAAAGUGCUCCGCAGCAGAUCAGGGCCUCCACGUUUUCCUGGCAGCAGGAGAAAGCACCCGCUCAGGUGGCUGAGAGCCCGGUCAGACACGGAUCCUCUUCCUCUGUCUUCCCAUGGGAACAGCCAAGGACUUCCCUGUACCAGAAUCCCAGAAGCCCCCAGCAGAACAACAAGACCAGUCGCCUUGAAUUGGAGUCCAAGGACAACCACCUGGAAGAGUCGGUCAGGGUGCAAGUCCAGGAAUUGAGGAAAGAAAACCAAGUGCUGCAGUGUACGAUGUCCGAGUUGGAACUCUGGGUGCAGUCCCAGGAGAAGGAGAUCAAAAACCACCUGAACAAGCUGCAGGAAGCGCAGUCGCUGCUGGAGAAGUGCAGGGGCGAGCUGGCAGCGAAGGAAGCGGCCCUGUGUAAGAGCAGGGCUGACCUGGAGCGAGCAGCGGCGCAGCAGGAGCAGGCGAGAAACAAGUGCGCAGUCCUCGAGCAGAAGCUGAAGCAGGUCUCCGAGGAGCUGAACUGUCAGAGGCAGAAUGCGGAAAGUGUCCGGCGCACGAUGGAGCAGAAGACAAAGAGCAGGGAGAAGGAAUACCAGCAGGAACUGUCCGACCAGCAACACGCCUAUCAAAGCCUUGAUCAUCAGUGUAAGCAGGAGAAGAACCAAUUGAAUCAGGAGAUCCAGCAGCUCAAGGCCGGACACCUGGCUUUACAGGCUAAAAUCAAUCAAAUGGCGGCAGGGAAGCAGCUGGUGGAUAAAGAGUUGGAAGACGUCAAGGCAAAAUUGAGCUGGGCGGAGAAAGAGCUUGCAACUCACCAGAAGAAUGGGGACGACCUUCAGAAAAAUCUUCAGUGUGCGCUGAAGGAGAAGGAAUGUGUCAGUGCCUGGCAAGAACAAAGUGCCCAGAGAGUCGUGCACCUCGAAGCACAGCUGAAGAAGCUGGAGCAACAGUUAGCAGGAAGUCAGAGGUCAAGAGAGGAGAUAAAAGCUGAAAACCUGGCUCUCAUGUCCCAGCUUGAAGACCUGCAAGUGAAGUUGCGCCACCAGAGCAGGACAAACCCGGAGAGCGUGGACCCACCCUUGAAUAGAAAUGAUGCGGGCGCGAUCGGCAAAUCCAACCACAACAACGAGCCCAAGACUUGUCAGUCAGAGGGCGGAAAGCCCGACGGUGCGCAGACAGUACUGGGAUUGCAGCCAGAAGCCGCAGAGGAAGCAUUGGACUUGAUGGAAGGUUGCCAACUCGGAAAGGCGGGGCAGGCGGAUGAGUUGGACCCAGGUCCUGGGGGCGACGAGGAGGAAGAUCACACUACGGGCCGGGCAGUGAGCUUGGCGACUGAACUGUAUGGAAAACCAGAAGAAUCCCAAGUUUCGGGGAAAACAGCGAAAGCGCUCCCGAGUUCUGAAGAGGAAACGGAGGCCAGACUCCCGGCACUGAAGGUCGAAGCAAAGAAGGAACUGGAGGCCAGGGCAGCAGAAACCACGGUGGUGCGCGAUGAACCUAAAGAGAAGGCCGAGGGGGUCGAAGGACAUGACAAACCAGAUACCAAGUGUGCACGUCUCGGAGAGAUCGAACUGAAGCUAGAGGAAGUGGAAAUGAAAAAUCAGGCGCUGCAGUGCGAGUUGGACAACGCAAGGCGAGAGCUUGAAAGCAAAGUGGCCGAGGACCGGAAGGAUCGGCAGACUGUGACAGAGCUGAGAAGGAAGCUAAAGCAGGCCGUGAAGAGCAGCGCCGCAGAAGCCGAGCGCUCGAGCGCGUUGGCUACCCUUCAGGCAGAGCGGAUUCGCACGCUGGAGAAGGAGCUGGAGCGAGCGAGGGUCCUUGUGGGGAAGUUGCAGGAGACCACUAAGCUGUUGGAGGACGAGUGCAGUAAAGCCUCCCGACUGUCGCGAUCCGGCGGUGGUCACCUGGGAUCGAGUGACGAACUUGAGAUCCUGCAAAAUGCUGCAUCCAAGAAGGUGCAGCAGCUCCAGCAAGAAAUUGUAGAUCUUAAGUGUGAAAAGGUUUGCAUCGAGGAGAUCAUGAAGGCCAACGGUGAAAACAGAGACGCAUUGGAGCCUUUCAAGCAGAGAGAUGCCCAGAGCCUUGAGUCUUCAGUCUUCUCAAAUCACUCGAGCGGUGAUCCAAGUGAGACGGCAGAACCCAAGCUCGGCGAGGAGAAUUUUGGCUUCACGGGUGUCACGAAGGCAGGUGACAAAAGCCGAGAACUUCUCCUGGAAUGCCUGAGGAGCCAAGUGUUUGAACAGUCUGGGUUUAGCAACGAAUUGAAAGAGCAUCAGAAGCACUUUGCUGAACUGCAGCAAAGGUGCGAGGAGUUGGCCAGGGAGAAGGAGGAAGCAGUGGAAGCCAAGCGACAGGCCCAGGACAUGUUUGAUAACCUACAGUCCAGGAUCCACAGUGAGACCCAGCAGUUAACAGUCGCCCUGGAAGCCCAGAGCAAGAACAUUGAGGAUCUUCUCCUGAGCCUGGAGGAGAAGGACGGCAUCAUUCAGGUCCUAAACAGGCGUCUGCAGGGUGCCUUAAAAAUUUUGGCAUGCAUUAACCAGGAAAACCGAGACCUGAAGGUUAACUUGAAGACUGUCACAGAGACAUCCGAGGGAAAUCGUGCCAGCCCCCCUGAAGAGGCUGUGCUGGAACAGAGCCAUGGACGGGUUCCCCAAGCUGACCAAAGCGCGCAUGAAAAUAGCAGCCCAUUGUUGAUGGCUUCCUCAGCGCAGGGUGCUGACGAGAACGCGCGGGAAUCGGAGCCAGGAAGGGUGCAGCGAUUGGAGCCCGGUUGCCGUGAAAGUGCUUUUGAUGAUCCGCUGCUUCUGCCCCGGGAACGAGCAACUGAAGCAGCCCCGUCCCGCUGUAACGAGCGUGACGAAGCAAAGGUGCCCUUGCCGAAUAGUCCUGCCGCACGAAACGUACCCGGGACGGGUGAGGUUGCUGAAAAGCAGCUGCCGGAUGAAGAAGCCCCCUACUUCGAAAGUGCGCUUCCUGAUAAUCCGCUUGUACCAGGCCAGCAAAAGGCAGGUUCCACUCCCCGAGGAGCGCAAGGGACAACCUCCCCGCUUAACUCUGUUGCCCAAGUGAAGCAGGGCGCUCAGAUCCAAAGGCAGCCUGGUUGUGGAGGGUCUGGCAGCGGCGAUGCAGUGAAGAACGGCCAACAGACCAGAUGUCCGGACGGCUUGCGGGGAAAGGGGUCGACAGUCCCAUGUGACAAGGAGACCCAGUCCGAAAAUGAACCACUGAUACAGAGGGCCGCAGAAAGUGCUGACGCCCGGACGAACGCCCCUGGUUUAGAAGAAGAGAAGUCAGCGGAAGAGCUUGCUGAAGAAGUGGAAGGUGCGAAUCGCCGAUUGAAAGAAGAAAGAAGUCGGGGAGCGGUUGACGCUCUGAAUGGGCGAUUAAGCCGUCUGGAUGAAAAAUGCAGAGCCCUGGAGCACGAAAAGGAGCAGCUGAGCUUGGAAGUUGGAAGGCUGCAGGAGUCAGCCAGCGGCUUGCAGCGCGAGAAGGACCGCUUGACGGCCGCGAUCCAGUCCGCCGAGGCCCUGUGCAAAGUGAGCGCCGAGGAGCAGAGCCGUCUCCGGGAGGAGCUGGAGGCGCUGCUGGAGUGGAGGCGGCAAGUCUUGGAAGGUGCUGCUGCCUUGGAAACUCAGGAAGCGAGCGGGCAGACGGAGCUGCGUUCCCUGCAGGGCUCUCUGCUGGGAUUGCAAAACCACGCCGAGACGCUGGCGAGGGAGUGCAGGUCCUUGAAAGAUGCCGCUGAAAACGCAAGGCAUUCGCAAAGGCACCUUCGGCAGGAACUGCAGCAAGCCCUUUCUGAAAAGGCUGUUCUGCAGAACCAGGUGGAGCAUCUACGGAGUAUAGCAGCGGAGCUGAAUAAAGAGAACAGUUACCUGCAGGGCCAGUUGAAGCAGUGGCAGAGUCCACCUACAGAUAAAGAGGUGCCCACGGAUUGUCAACAGCAAAGAGACCUUCAUGAUGAUCUCCUCGCAAAUAUCCAACAGCAAGACGCUGCCCAGAUCACAGCAAGGAAGAUGCAGGCAGACCUGGAGGCUUUGAAACGAACUGUGCAGAAGAAAAAUGAGGAAGUUGACCAUAAUCUCCUCGCGUACGCGGAUUUGCCGAAUGGACAUCGAGAAGCCGAGAGAGUGGGGCCCGCCACCGCGGAGUCGCCUCCUCCUCGGGCAGAGCCGGAGAACCGAGGGGUGGCUGAGGGUUGCGAACCAGAGCCCUUGGCUGAUCGGUUAGCCACGGAAGCUGAACGGGACCAGGCUGACCCCGGCCAGGGGUCAGAUUAUGGCGGCCUGCUCGCGGGUUCCUUGGCAAGGUCGAAAAGCGGAGAACUUGUAACGAGGAUCAACCCGGCAGAGCUCGCCGCGAGAAUACGGAGGAGCCGCCAGUUCCGGCAUCACCUGUCCGUGGCGUUUGACGAAACGGAGUAUGAGCCAUACGGACUGCCUGAUGUCGUGCAGAAAGGCUUCGCCGACAUCCCUUCUGGGUCUUUCUGCCCACACGUCCUGCGGCGAGGAAUUCUGAACUCCGCACUUUGUCCUCAGCAGCAGGAGAAAGAACCGUGCGACUAGCUUCGGGGACGACAGGCGACGAUGGUGGCAAGCAAAAUUGGUACAAAAAAAUGAUGAGCCGUGUCUGCUGGAAAUGGAGGGCUCUCAGAAAAUAAGAACCUGUUUACAGAGUAACACAUACAAAACGCUGAAGGAAAUCGGCAGGGUGGGUGGCAUCUACGGAAGGUAAUAAACCGUCGGCGUUUCGUGCCGAUGCGUCAGCAGUUUAUUUCACUCCACAGGUGCUGCCUGACCUGCUGAGAUUCUCCAGUAUUGUGCAUGUGUUGCUCCAAGUUUCCAGUAUCUGCAGAAUCUCUUGUGUUUAUGGUUUACAGGUCCUUAUUAGGAUAAGAUUAAUAGAUUUGUAACUUGUAAAAGACAAAUUGUAAAUGAUUUAUAGUGGAAGCCCGGGUUCCUGGGUCUCUUUCUCUCAAAGGUACCAGAAUUGAAUUUGCACAAUGUGGGUUAAUGUGGAUUUUGUUACUGAUAUUUAAGUCAAGUUUAUUUUCAUUUAACUAUAUACAUGUAUAACCGUCAAAGGAGACGUUUCUCUGGACCAAGAUGUAAAGCACAGUAGUACACACAACAUAUAAUAACAUGAAAUCUACAGAUGAAUCACUAAUAAAUAACAAACUAACGUACAUUAAUAUUAAAUAUUGUCAGGUACAGAACAGAUUAACCAGUGACACUCGAAUGCGAUGCAGCAGGGAGUUCAAAAGCCUGAUGGCCUGAGGGAAGAAACUGUUUCCCAUCCCGACCGUUCUUGUCUUUAUGCAUCGGAGUCUCCUGCCCGAUGGUAGAAAGUCAAAGAGGAUGCUGGAUGGACGGGUGGGAUCCUGGAUAAUACUAAGGGCCCUGUGUACGCAGCGCUCCUGGUAAAUGUACCCGAUGGGUGGUAGGGAGACCCCUAUGAUCCUCUCGGCCGUUCUCACAGUCCUAUGUAGGGACUUCCAGUCCAAUGCUUGGCUGCUCCCAGACCAGAUAGAGAUGCAACUUGUCAGGACGACCUCAACUGAGCUCCUGUAAAAUGCAGUUGGGGGGUGGUGGUGAGGGGUAGCCACACUUGCCUUAAUCUCCUUAGGAAGUGGAGACACUGCUGUGAGAUCAUCCGUGAUGAGAACUUCUAAUUUAUUUCAGGUUUCUUUUUGAUGUUUAGUGAAAAUUAAUCUUUUCGGUGCAGCCCUUUGCAGAGAGAGGUGCCUGUGCCUAUUAGCGUCGCUACAGUAUGGGAGGUUGUUACAAGAACUGACAGGAUCGCACUGCUGUGCGAAGCGUCGGGAAGAGGCGGGUAUUCCUCAUCUGUAAAACUACCUAAAUCCAAAAAUAACAAAAUGCCCAUUGCAUCUCCACCCCGAUUGUUAUUAACAGACUUCCUCCGCCUCUGGCACUUCACAUGGAGUUGAAACUGAGAGGAGACUUUCCCUUUUUGAAAAUAACAUGGCACAUCUUUGCUGCCUGUCUGUUUCCCUCUCUGUCUUCCUCUAAAUGUUAUUUCACUGACUACCUAUAUGCCUGGGGCAGGUUCCGCUGUGGCCCAGAAGAGAGAAUUGGAUAAAAUAUAUGAUGAAGAAGAUGUGGAAGGUCACAGCAAGACACAUUUUUGGGCGCCAGCUUAGCAUGUCCAGGUCGCUGUGCAGACAACAUACCAGGCAACAACGGGAAAACAAGACCUGUCCCUCCCUCCCACCCAGGCACUCACCCACGUGCAUUGCGCAGUUCUCUAAUGCCAAGGCAGGCCACCUUCGUCUUCUGGUCUUAAGUGCCUGUGGAUUGCCCGACUUCCUAGGGGCUGUCGCCAUCCAGUACACAACCCCUUCUCAUUAUUACCAUCUCAGAGGAGAUACAGGGGCCUGAAGACCCACUCUCAACAAAUCCAAACGGCUUUUUUCCCCUUUGCCAUCAGGUUUCUGAUUGGUCGAUGAGCACAGCCUCAUUACCCCAUACCUCACACUGUUUGUUUAUGGAAAUGGGAUUGGUAAAGGGCUAGCAGGGAUGUGAUGGGGCAAAUGGCCUCUGCUGUAGCCACUCAUUGAUUUUAAGGCAUUUUACUGUUGUUACAUUGAGAUUCUAAUCAGUCUCACCAAUUCACAUUGAUUACAGGCAUUUAAAUUAAUUCAUUGUGUUUUCCUGGUCAAUAAUAAGGCCACCUUAUAUUUUGACAAAUGGCUACAGUAUUAAAUUCUAUGAGGCCUCAUAUGUUGAAACCAAAGUUCAAAGUAAAUUUUACUAUCAAAGUACAUAUGUGUCUCCAUAUACAACCCUGAGAUUCAUUUCCCGGCGGGCAUCCUCAGCAAACCUAUAGAAUAGUCACUGUAAACAGGAUCAGUGAAAGAUCAGCCAGAGUGCAGAAGACAACAAACUGUGCAAAUGCAAAUAUAAAUAAAUAGCAAUAAAUAACGAGAACACGAGAUAAAGAGUCCUUAAAUUGAGAUCAUUGGUUGAGGGAACAUCUCAAUGGAUGGGUGGAGUUAUCCCCUUUUGUUGAAGAGCCUGAUGGUUGAGGGGUAGUAACUGUUCCUGAACCUGGUGGUGCGUGUCCUGAGGCUCCUGUACCUUCUACCUGAUGGUUGAGGGGUAGUAACUGUUCCUGAACCUGGUGGUGCGAGUCCUGAGGCUCCUGUACCUCCUUCCUGAUGGUUGAGGGGUGGUAACUGUUCCUGAACCUGGUGGUGCGCGUCCUGAGGCUCCUGUACCUCCUUCCUGAUGGUUGAGGGGUGGUAACUGUUCCUGAACCUGGUGGUGUGAGUCCUGAGGCUCCUGUACCUUCUGCCUGAUGGUUGAGGGGUAGUAACUGUUCCUGAACCUGAUGGUGUGAAUCCUGAGGCUCCUGUACCUCCUUCCUGAUGGUUGAGGGGUGGUAACUGUUCCUGAACCUGGUGGUGCGAGUCCUGAGGCUCCUGUACCUUCUACUUGAUGGCAGCAGCGAGAAGAGAGCACGGCCUGGGUGGUGGGGAUCUCUGGUGAUGGAUGCUGCUUUCCUACGACAGUGUUUCAUGUAGAUGUGCCCAGUGGCUGGGAGGGCUUUACCCGUGAUGGAGUGGGCCAAAUCCACCACCUUUUGUGGCAUUUCUUAUUUGUAAAAAUAGGUGUUGGGAUCUUGUUGAAAGAUUUUAUUUAAUAAUUGCUUUUGAUGUGGAAUUUUGUCAAAUGUGAAACCACCUGUACUGCUUAUCAUUUUGAUAGCUAUUGUAUACAAAUUUGUUACAUUCAAAUUAUUUGCUGUAUGGGUGGAGUAUUGUAUUAUCUGCCAAAGCCAAUUUAUUCUCAAGUAUUAUUGCUUUCUUUGUGCUGACCACGUUCGAAAGGACACAUGCUGCACUUGGCACUUCAGGUUUGUGGUAAGCAGCCCUACAGAUGAAAUCCGGAAGCAAGUCAGAUGUUGUGCGAUGCAAUUACCAUGUUGCACUUCCAUCUCAAGAAAGAAACAGAUGUCACUUUUUCUAAUGCUUCGGGUUGUACCAGCCCUUGUGCUGAGAGAGGUUAUUCAUCGCCCGCUGUAAUGUUCGUUGGAUUUUGAUUCUGAAUUACCGUUGUGUUCUUUCGACCCAAUUAAUUGCCAGAAUUGCACAAUUCCCUAGCUGGAAGAAGUCUGCCAACUCUGAAGCAGACUUCUGUCUGAGCCAGCAACCAGCAGGUGUCACCGUUCACCACAGUAUAAAGUUUGUUCCAUAAAGGGGAGUGAAUCAACCUGGAGAUGUCUCCAGCACAGACUUGAAUAUUAAUCUAGUUUAUGGUGGUAACAUAAUCACAUCUUCAAUCAGCUGUUCUUGGGCUUCCAGCCGUGUACAGGUAUCGACUAUAACCGAUGUAUUGAUGACAAACUCGGCCAUCUUUAUCAGGGAUGAUGCCUGGGUACGUUUAGUCCGGUGGUAUUUAUACCCCCCAUAGUCCAUCCCUCCUGAUUGGUUAGCCCUCAACCAAUCAGGUUUCUGCUUUCCCACCUCGUUUACAAUCGAAUUCGAGAUCUUCAUCUUUGCUAAAAUCCUUUUCCUCUAGUUUUAUUUCAGCGGCUUCCUUCACCAGGCGGUCCCAAAAGCCACUGACACGGCACGGUAGUUUUGUGCCAUUGAAGUCAAUCCUGCGGCCAUUGCGAAUGCAAUGUUCUGCUAGCGCCGAUUUCUCCAGGUAACCCAAACGGAUACACCUCCUGUGCUCCUUGAAGGCUGGAAGCCCAAGAAGAGUUUAUUCGUCAGGUACGCUGGGUAAACACUAGAUCUAUAAUCAUAGCAUUGUUGGAAUGGUAAUAUAUCCAGUCUAGUUAAUUUUCCCCCAUUCUGAAUGGGGAUACCAUACUCCUAGAUCAAUAAAUCGCUGCUAUAUGCUUGGUCCUCCAGUCCGAAUACUGAGAGGGAAGUGCCCACCUGCACUUUGCAAAGCUAUUGUCCAUGUGCCUAUCUGGGAGUUUCUUAAGGGCUGCUGAUGCAGCUGCCUCUUACAAACACCCCUGGCAUGGUGUUACACACACUCACCAUUCUUUGUGUUAAAUAGCUUACCUCUGAUAUCCCCCCCCCCCACAUACUCUCCUCCAAUCAACUUAAAAUUAUGCCCCCUCGUAUGAGCCAUUUCUGCCCCGGGCAAAAGAGUGUCUGGCUGGCCAUUUAUCUAUCAUACCUCUCAUAAUCCUCAGACGGAGCAAGUUAGAGCUUUUCUCUUUGGAGCUAUCUUCAUACGCUCUCUAGAUCAGGCAGCAUCCUGGUAACUCUCCUCCAUACCCCCACUGAACUCCAUUCCUCUGGUGGUGGUCAAAAACAGUGGGGUCGGGGUAGGCAGGCCAGGGCAAGUGGUGUGGUCGCUUGGACCUCAGGUAUGCAGCCUAGUCAGCGGGUAGGUUUGGGUCCGCCGCUGGAGACUGGUGCACCUGCUCUUUGUGUUUCAAUGCCUCAAGUUGUAACGGGAGCCAUUGCCUCUGUCUUACCUGAUCUGCACACCUCUCAACCCAGCCUGGCGAUCUCUAUAUGGUCAUCAUUAUGUGCCAUGUCAUAUGAGAUCAUCAUAUGAUGUGGGUGAUCGUGGUCUAUGGCCAUGAUUGUUCUUGGCAAAUUCUACAAAAGUGCCUUCUUGUGGGCAGUGUGUCUUUACAAUGUGGAGUAAACCCCAGCCAUUAUCAGUACUCUUCAGAGAUUAUCUGCCUGGUGUCAGUGGUGGCAUAGUACGUGACUUGUGAUAUGCACCGGCUGCCCCCACGGGGAAGGGCUAAGCAGGUUCUACACCUUGCCCAGGGGUGACCUGCAGGCCAGUGGAGGGGAAAGAGUGCCUCACGCCUCCCUUGGUGGAGACGCAUCCCCACCCUGGCACCCAAAAGUACAGUAUGUGGUAUACUAGGCAACCUCUACACAGAGGAGUAGGGUGAAUCAUGAUUGGGGUUUGCUAGGUUGCUGCUGCAGCAGUACUGUCAAAAACACUUUGUUCAGGAUUCUGUAAUAAUUGUUAACACUAAUUACAGUGUUGUUCUUGUACUUGGGAACAUAGUCAUUGUGCAAUGCAGUGUAUUCAUGUAUUGAUAAUUCACUUCUUAAUUUGAAGGAACCAGCCUGUUGAGUCUCGGGCUUGACAGUCAUUUUUGAUGAUAUCAGAUGCUGCUUGAUUGUUAGCAGCUUCUGUGUAAGCGUGCGAUGUACUCUGGUUGCUUACGUGAUAAGAAGUUACUCUUCGUCUGCCACUCACAAAUGUUUAGACACGACUAAGCACAGCGAGGCACUGCCCAGAGCUUGGACAGUUCCAACGCCGGCCCAGAUAGUCUGGAAGCCCGAGGCUGAUCUCGCUGGCUCUCCCGCAGAUAUUCAGUCCUUUCCCCACGGCGCUGAGGCUGUGAACUGGUUCGGCUGCCUUCGUUUCUGCCCUGUUGGUGCGAUGAACUGGGGACUGACGCCUGGAGCAGAUCUGGGACUCGGUCUGGUAUAGGAUGCUGUUGGCUUGCUUCUAUUCACAUCAAUGUGUGUUUUUCUCUCUCUCUCUCUCUCUCUCUCUCUCUCUCUCUCUCGGCACAGUGUUUUUUUUAAAUCGGGUUAUUCGGGUUUCUUGUAAGCAGACAAAUAAGGUGUAUAAUUUAUAUAUUCUUCGAUAAUAAAUGUGCUUUGGAUCUUUGAAACAUCUGUGCAAGUUCAAAUUGAAUUUAUUGUACAAAGAAAGUACGUCUACAGUGUAUGCCACCAUACACCACCAAGCCUGACAUUCGUUUUCUCGCCGGCAGACUCAGUAAUCUUAAUAGAAUCACUGAAAGACCCUGCCCAACGGGCAAUGUGCAAAAGACAACAAAAUGAAAGAAAACAAUAGAUAAACAAUAAGUAUUGAGGACAUAAGAUGAAGAGUCCUUGAAAAUGAGAUCAUUGGCUGUGGGAAUGUCUUAAUAAUCAGGCUUUUGUUCAAGAGCCUGAUGGUUGAGGGGUGGUAACUGUUCCUGAACAUGGUGGUGCGAGUCCUGAGGCUCUUGUACCCUCUACCUGAUGGCAGCAGCGAGAAGAGAGCACGGCCUGAGUGGUGGGGGUCUCUGAUGAUGGGCACUGCUUUCCUGCGACGCCUCUCCGUGUAGAUGUGGUUAGUGAUGGGGAGGGCUUUGCCCAUGAUGGACAGCGGCCUAUCAAAUUAGUUUUUGUACGAUUUUGUGUUUCCAUACCGGGUUGUGAUGCGGCCAGCCAAUAUACUCUCCACCACACAGCUAUAGAGGUUUGUCUUAAGUUUUAGAUGUCAUGCCAAAUCUUCACAAAUUUCUAAGGAAGUGGAGGUGUUACCAUGCUUUCUUCGUAAUUGCACUCCACGUCAAGUCGCUUUUUAUUGUCAUUUCGACCAUAACUGCUGGUACAGUACACAGUAAAAACGAGACAUUUUUCAGGACCAUGGUGCUACAUGAAACAGUACAAAAACUACACUGAACUACAUAAAAACAACACAGAAAAAAACUUACGUGCUGGAUAAUAUAAUUCCCACUUCAAAUAAAUGCUAGUUCAGGAUAUGGCAGGGCUAUUAAGCAUUCUUUCCACCAAUUGUUGAUUUUAAGAUUUUUAAGUCAUAGGAGCUGAAUUAGGACUUCAGACACAAUUAUUCUGCAUCGUGGCUGAUUUAUUUUCCCUCUCGACCCCAUUCUCCUGCCUUCUCCCCGUAAACUUUGAUGCCGUUACUGAUCAAGAGCCUAUCAUCCCUUGCUUUAAAUCUUCUCAGUGACUUGGACUCCAUAUCCGCCUGUGACAAUGAAUUCCACAGAUUCACCACCCUCUGGCUAAAGAAAUUCCUGUUAAACCAGAUCGAAGAAAGAUGAUCCAAUGCCUUUUUUUAAACGCUCUAAUUAACUGGACAUAUCUGGACAUAUAACUUCCUUUGUUCCUAGGCAUUCUAUUUAUUGCCAUGGCUUCGUAAGGUAAUUCAAACACAACAGAACCGUAUUAAUACAGGACAGAGCCAAUAUUACUAUGAUUUUGUUUACAGGUGUUCCUCCCCCCUUUACAAAGGUAGAGCACUCCUAUGAAACCUUUCUUAAGCCGAAAUAGUGUAAAGCGAAGAACCAUUAAUUUAUACGGGGAAAAAUUUUCGUAAAAGCAAAAAUCCUCUUUAUAAUGCGAAAACGUGUUACUAAUGUAGGUCUUUUGUAAAAGCAAAGUAGCAUAAAGCGAAUAAUUGUAAAGCAGGGGACACCACGAGAGCCUUUCCAUCUCAAUCUCUCUAAGAGCCAGGAAUACAUCUUUCUGGAGGGAAAGGUGUAUUCACAAUCAGAAUCAGGUUUAUUAUCACUGGCAUGUGAUGUGAAAUGUGUUAAUUUAGCAGCAGCAGUUCAAUUGAAUACAUAAUCUAGCUGAGAAAAAAAAUAAUCAUAAUAAAUAAGUAAAUCAAUUAUGUAAAUUGAAUAGAUCAUUAAAAUGUGCAAAAACAGAAAUACUGUAUAUUUUUAAAAAGUGAGAUAGUGUCCAAAGAUUCAAUGCCCAUUUAGAAAUCUGACAGCAGAGGGGAAGAAGUUAUUCCUGAAUCGCUGAGUGUGUGCCUUCAGGCUUCUGUACCUCCUACCUGACGGUAACAGUGAAAUAAGGACAUGUCCAGGGUGCUGGAGGUCCUUAAUAAUGGACGCUGGCUUUCUGAGACACCACACCCUAAAGAUGACCUGGGUACUUUGUAGGCUAGUGCCCAAGAUGGAGCUGACUAGAUUUACAACCUUCUGCAGCUUCUUUCGGUCCUGUGCAGUAGCCCCUCCAUACCAGACAGUGGUGCAGCCUGUCAGCAUUCUCUCCACAGUACAGCUGUAGAAGUUUUUGAGUGUAUUUGUUGACAUGCCAAAUCUCUUCAAACUCCAAAUUCCUUCCUGGUGUUCAUUCUUCAGCUGAAAGUCUUUCCAACAAAUUAUCUCUGAAUAUCACCCAACAGUCAUAAUAUUUAUUGGGGAACACACAAAGUGAAUCUGUAGAUCAGGCGGCAUCCAUGGAGCAGAACAAACAGGUGACUUCUAAGGCUGAGACACUUAAUUGUAUGUUGCUCAAGAUUGCCAGCAUCUACGUAACCUCUUGUGCCUAUAAUUAUUGGAAUGCUCAUGAAUUGGAAGAGCUAUUUCUUACGCUAAGGUUCAUCACUCUUGUGGAGUGAGAUGUAUUCGUGCAAUUUUAACUUGGGGGAUCCCUGGAUUCACCCUGGGUGCUUUACCAAUGACAGAUUGGGGCCAAAUGAAUGUCUGGAGUUCUAGAUUGGUUUUGAUGUUCUCCAAGCCACUAUAGUUUUCAAUGACCUCCGUCCCUUUCACCGCACUUACAGGUGGUGCUAAUUCAACAUUAGUUGUCGUUGGCGUUGAGCUCAUCCUGGUUUGCUUUUGCAAGUUCUGUGCACCGAUACUAGGGAUAAGCAGUGAGACCUACUUACUCAGAUACUGCCCGUUACACCGCUGGUGUUUAGGGCAACAAUGAAGGUCCUCCAUCCCUAGCAUUCAGGGCGUCCUUCAUCAUGUCUGUAGUAUCCUCUCAGUUUUCACCUAUCAUCAGUCAUGAAAGUUCCAGGUGGAGACUCAGGAAUACCGUUGCACUCAGAUGUAGAAGGAUUCUUCAUUGCUCUUUCUGCAACAGUUUUCUCUUGCCAGUCGGGGUUGUUAGCCCUGAGCUGAACCCCUGAACCUGGAGAACCUGUGGACCACUCUUAGUCUGGCCUCUACCCUUUGACCUGUUUGGCAUGGGUGGCCCUUACCAAGGGCCAAAGCAGAAAGCCCUGACUCCAACCAAUGUAUCUCUCCGGGUCGUUGAGGCACACAAGCCUCCAAACCCAAAGACAAGGUUGUCGUCCUCUUGGAGCUGCUUUUAAAUUGAGUUUUCUUUCCCAACCUCUGAGGUACAAGCUCUGAAUUGAUGCUUUCUUUUAUCCGUGAUUUCAACACUUUCAAUCAUUUAUGUAUACAGAUGUCCAAUAUGCUGAGUUGUUGAAUUUAAUCUUCCAUUUUUAAGAAAUCACUCUUUGGUAGUGAUUCUAUUUGAGGGGCUUCUAGAAGGGAUUCUAUUUCAUGUCUACAAAAAAUAUUGUCCACUGUUAAUUGAUCAGAUUACUUACUGUUACCGCCUUGUAUUAAAGCUCAUCGGACGCUGGCCCUUCACUGAUACCUGUGAAAGAAAUAAAAUUG